Thermothelomyces thermophilus ATCC 42464 is the source of this 2441-nucleotide messenger RNA. RefSeq lists its product as uncharacterized. The transcript is spliced from 3 exons. Gene Ontology annotation, biological process: NAD+ metabolic process; NADP+ biosynthetic process. Lineage: Eukaryota; Fungi; Ascomycota; Sordariomycetes; Sordariales; Chaetomiaceae. Gene Ontology annotation, molecular function: NAD+ kinase activity. The record is from RefSeq and is a predicted model, not a curated record. The coding region runs from base 263 to 2296 and encodes 677 amino acids.
GACGCAGCGCAUCUUCUCAACGGUCAUGGUACGUACCUGACGACAUGGUGUUCAAAGGAAUCGACGAUCUCGAGAUGCCGCCUAUGAUUUUGCAUUACCACACCAUCGCAGGAAUGAGUCGACCCAGCAAUUCUCGCGCUAUCAUCAGGGCACGCACAAAUUACAACAGUCUCGGCUGACUUUCGGCGAUAUUAUCUUACAAAGACCGACACCGUAAAACCAAUUCCAUUGCGAGGGGGGUAUAUGUUCGUCAACCGCAUCGAUGGAGAAAACGAGCCCGAAACGAGUCUCGUUCGAGGAUGGCCGCUCAUCUCCAAGCGACGAUGAUCGGAUUCCGGUCGAGGUUGUCUUCGAUGAGUCGAAUCCAUAUCGCCGGAAGAGCUCCCUCGUAGCAAACGAAUCCAUCCCGCCUCACCUGCGCCGGGAGCCACCGCCGCCCCCAAAGAAAACAGAAUGCCUCGUCCAUCAAUUCCUGGCCGACCAAUGGAAAGCCCAUCCUCCCGCACAUCACCGCCGCCACAACCACCGCGGCACCACCACGCACGUCGACCACCGCUUUGACGGUACUGCUUCGCGCGAGGCGGACGAUAUCUCAUCCGAGGUCGGUUUGGAACGCCCAUUGGACCCGAAGAAUGGGCAUUUCGACGGCCACGAUCAAGUUCACGUCCAUCACCACAAACCAGAGGAGAAAGAUCGCCCAUCAACGACGCCGCCACCACCAUCACCACCACCACCACCACAACAACAACAACAACAACAAUGGGAACGGGGACGAGAAGAGGAAGACCAAGAUGAAGACGAAGAUGAACCUUGCCAUCCCCGUGCCACGGUCCUCCGCAGCUCACUCACCUCCAGCGACGUGGACUCAUCAUCAAUAAGUGACGACAACUACGACGACGGUGGGAGUGGCAGUAGCAACACCUCGUCUCACGGGCCCGGGCAGCUCGAUGAGAAACAUUGGCGCCGCUCAAUGGUGGGCGACAGUGUUGGCGGUGGACCAGGGGUCCGCUCGCCCGCGCCUUCGCAGCUCGACCGCCGGUCCGUGUCUGACGACGCGCCCAACUCGCGGCUGCUCACCAAGAAGCAGCUGAGCGAGAUGGCUUGGGGCGUCCGAGAGCUCAGCCGCCGGCUGGGGUCGAUGCGGCUGAAGUUCCGCGUUAAGAACAUUUUCUUGUUGACCAAGAUCUACGACCCUGAGUUGAUCAGCAAGACGAGAGAGCUGUGUCGCUGGCUUCUGGACCGCCAGAGGGAUGUCAGGUACACGAUCUACGUGGACCGGAAACUGAAGGAGAACAGGAAGUUUGACGUCGCCGGGUUGCUGGAAGAGUUGAGACAGGACUACGUCGCGUCGGGCGAGGUCAGCGAGGAGGCGAGCUGGGACAUCGCGAAGCGGUUGCGGUAUUGGGACGGGGACACGUGCCGGGCCCGGCCGCACACGUUCGACUUUGUCAUCACCCUGGGCGGGGAUGGCACGGUGCUGUACGCCAGUUGGCUGUUUCAGCGGAUCGUCCCGCCGGUGCUGAGUUUUGCGCUGGGGAGUCUUGGGUUCCUGACCAAAUUUGACUUUGAGGACCACCAAAAGAUUUUGACGAAUGCCUUCAAUGAAGGGGUCACGGUCAGCCUGAGGUUGAGAUUCGAAGCGACGGUUAUGCGCAGCCAGAAGAGGCGCUCGAGGCCGAGACAAGAUCGGCAGCACGCAGGGAACGGAGCGGACGAGGACCACGAGGAGCCGCUGAGGGACCUGGUCGAGGAGCUGAUCGGGGAAGAGAAGGAUGAUGAGCACACUCAUCGGCCGGAUGGAACGUACAAUGUGCUGAACGAGGUGGUCGUUGACCGGGGACCGAAUCCGACAAUGUCCAGCGUGGACAUCUUUGGCGACGACGAGCACUUCACCUCCGUCUCCGCCGACGGCAUCUGCGUCAGCACCCCAACCGGUUCAACUGCCUAUAACCUUGCCGCGGGUGGCUCCCUGUGCCACCCCGAGAACCCGGUCAUGCUGGUCACCGCCAUCUGCGCGCACACACUCUCCUUUCGGCCCAUCAUCCUGCCAGAUACGAUUGUUCUCCGCAUCGGCGUCCCCUACGACGCGCGCACCAGCUCCUGGGCGAGUUUCGACGGCCGCGAGCGCAUCGAGCUCGUCCCGGGCGACUACGUCACGGUCAGCGCGAGCAGGUACCCCUUUGCCUGUGUCCAGCCGCGUGGGCGGAGGAGCGAAGAUUGGGUCAAUAGUAUCAGCGCGAAGCUAGCGUGGAAUACGAGGCAGCGACAGAAGUCAUUCAAGACGUGGGAGAAGUAGGACUUCCCCAGGGAGGAGGGAGCCGCUGGACCGUCGCGGUGCGGUACCGGAGAGCUCGAACCGCCGAGAACUCCUUCGUCAGUUGGGCCGGGCGAGUCUUCGGGAUCUGGGACGCCGCACGAGGACCUGGUCACUUUGAGGGAGA